CUUCCGUCGGCCGCUCGCACUUCGCUCCGGUGCUCCCACGGCACUGCCGAGUCCCGGCCCCGCAGAGCUCAGGGCGGCUUGGCCUCGAUGGUGCCUACUGAAUGUCACAGCCCCCGGUUCGGGAGCUCCCGGUGUGUGCCCUGGACCCGCUCCCAGGGCGGGCCGCGGCGGCUCGCGGGGUGCAAGGUCUCCCCUCUCAUGCCCGUACAUUCUCCUCCCACUUCCUUCUGCCCUCCGUGCCCGCAGAGCGUUCUUCAGCGGUGCUGAGGACCGGCACUGGGCCGGGAGACGCUGCCUGUGCCUGGUCUCUCCCAGGCAGGUUCCCGUGUGUCGGCAGGUGGUUUUUCUUGAGCAGGGCCUUUGCUGAGGGGAGACUGGAGUCUGGGUGAAAUCUGGGGCCGUGGCCCCAGUGCUGGAGCCGUGCUGGUGACCGUUCUUCCUGGGAGCAGCUGGUGCCGGCGAAAUGCCACUGCCGGCAGUGCCGGUUCACGGCCGGUUUCCUGCCCAGCUGUGCGGCCGAUUAGGAGCUGCUGUUCCACCCUACAAGUGACAGUGCUCGGCUGCAAGGACUUCACUGUGUAAGAUAAGGAAGGUGCCGGCAGCUGCGGCCUGGCUCGGGUGUUGUCCGAUACAACCCAUCAGCAGGAGAGCGCUGUGGGGAUCGGUUCUGCCAGCAGCCUCCCAGUGCUUCCUGGAAUCACCUGGAAGACAUCCCGGGUCAUAUCUCAGCAUUAGAAAUGUCCCGCCCGCUCUGUGGUGGAAGCCGCAGGGAGUGCACCGCCGCCUCCAGCCCCCACCGCUGUUCCUGUGCUGGGGACAGCACAACCCACAGCUGCCCUGAAGCCCUUAAGCUGAGUUGGUUUAGCCAAGGACAUUCUGCCGGGGCUGUAGCAUGGUGGGAGCCGACGCGGAGUCUCUUUCUGGUGGGAUUGUGCUGACGCCAGUGUCUGCCCCACGGCUCAUGGCCCCUCUUCAGCCUCUUUUCAGUCUGCCUCGGUAGGGAGCAAAUCCCAGGGCGAGCAGCUGGCAGCACAGAUGUGUGCUCCCCCUGCUCCUGCCAGGGUGUGGGGCUGCACUCCCACCCCCUUCCCAGCAUCUCCCCAUAGGGACAGCAGCAAAACUGAACCCAUCCCAGAGCAGAACUGACCGAGAGCAGUGGUGUGGCUCAAACGCCUCUGGACUGUGGGGAAGAGGUAUCCUGGGCAGAGAACCAUCCUGGCUGCUCCUGCCUUGCCGAGCUGCUGCACCGGUGGGAGAAUGUGGAGAGCACAGUCCUGUCCCGGCACUGUGUCCUGAGCUGGGCCCUGUCAUGGCUCAGGCUGGCCCCAGGGAGAUGGGGAUUGGGCAGUGCUGGUAAUCCCGCUGCACCCAAGGGAUUACUGCUCACUCUGGCCUAGGGAUUAAGGGAUUUCUCUAAGUGGGGUUGAUGCAGCCUCCAGCAAAGCAGCUUGUGCCUGGGGGGCCUUAUUGUCUGGGACAGGAUGGGUGUGUGAUGGCAGGGUGGGCUGUACGAGGUGUGGGGGAUCCCCAGGAGGGUGGGGUGACAGGUCUGCAGCAGGCUGGCUGAGGGGGUCCUCACCCAGGUAGUCACUGCCCUCCUUGCCACCAGCCUGUAAAAUCCUGUUUUGCCAGUGGGUGCUGGCAGCCCUUUGGUACAGGUUUGGCUGUCCCAUCCUCGGACCACAGCAUGUCCCUGGACACCAGGGUUCACUCCUGGGGGAGCUGCUGCUGAUGCCCCAGCGCUUCCUUUGCACAGUGUGGGGUCAGCCUGGGCGAGUUGCUGGGCCCAGCUUGGGGAGUGACUCUUCCACAGAGCUCAGGGAUGGACUCCCAGGUCACAAGCAAAGACAGUGUUGGGGUAGCACCAGGCUUGGAGAGCAGAGCCAGGGGCUUGGGUAGAGGCAGUUGCCCAGUUCCUCUCGUGAGGUGUUUGGAGCAGAGAACAGUGAGCCCUGCUGCUGUCAGGGCUGUAGCUAUGGUUUGUAAACACCCCACCUUGCCUGGACAGGGUGCAAGGACCCAGCCAGGCAUCCAGGUCACUCUGUGGAAGAUGCCACCUGGCCCUGCCCCAUCCCAGUCACAGCACCCACAUGCCUGUGUCACACUGGCGUUUAUCCAGUGCCAGUCCAGGCCCAGGCAGGCGCCUGUACAGCACGUGCCCAGCUCAGUCUCCCCUGUGUCCCCAGCUCCCUUGGCUUGCCCUUUUGCCUUCUGGUGAUGUGCUAACUGCUGCUCUGGCCCUUGGGAAAGGGGAAGUGGUGUUGAAAGCAGAAGGUCAGUCGCAUCAGCAGUGAGUGCCUGGCUGCCCUCACAGUCCUGUCAGCUGCCCUUCUCCACUCUCUCCUCCUCUCUGCAGUCACACUGCUCCUGGGAUCAGGAACUGCUCCUGCCUGCCAGGGUGCCCUUCCCCACUGCCCGCCCGGUCUGGGCUUCUGCCUGCCCUACUCAAGUUACUCCUGGCUCAGCGAUCCCAGUGGAUGCAGGGGCGGGUGAGCGGAGCUGUUGGGCUGCUCCUGCCCUGACAGGCCCUGGGGUUUGUUACUCACGGCCAUGCCCUGUGCUCAAGAUCGCUCCUGCUUUGAGGAAAGGAGCUGUCAUUCCGGUUUGGGGUUCGCUCAGCGCCUGUGGGGUGGGAGGGUUGCGCAUUUCCUCAGCUCCAGAGCUGUCCCCCAGCCUGAGAUCCUGGGGUAGGACCCCUGGUUCCUGCUGCAGGAGCCCCCCACACACCAGGGCCGCAGCAGAGUGGGCAGUACGUCUGGGGCAUGACCGGGGCUUGGAGUCUGCUCGUGCUGGCACACAGGGUUGGCUGAGCCUGUCGGGCUGGGUCAGGCUGGGGAGCGGGGACCAUGAUGGCACCCCCACGCUCGCACUGCCGCGCUUCUCUGGGUGCACCUUCCUUCAUGCGGCGCUCGUUGCUAUGCGACCGCCAGCUCCUGAUGCUUAAUGCUCUAAUACGGAGGGAUAAAACCACUCUAAAAAUACACUGCUGCCGGCCCCCUGCGGGGGCAAAGGGGCUGCCAGGGGGCAGGCAGCCUGGGCAGGGGGGCUGCCGGGAAGUUCUGAAACUCCUCGUCCUCCAAGUGGCUUUGAGCCGCCCGCUGUGGCUCCGGCAGUGGCACGGACUGGUGUGCUGGUGCAGCGGGGAUUGGCUGGGGCUGGCGCGUGGGCUCCUGCGGCUGGAGCUCCCCUACCAGAGCCAGCUCCAGACAGAACUGGGACUGCUCCGACUCCCCUGCUUGCACCCUGCCCCAGGCACUGGGGAGCUGCCCUAGGUACUGGCUACCUGUCUAGUACUGGGGAGCCCAUUGCUCGGCCACGCACACCUGGCUGGCCUCUGUGUGCUCCUGCCUGACCUCUGCCCGUCCCUGCAUUGCCCUCUCGGAGCUGGUGGCAUCCUGCGUGGGACCCCCGCAGCAUGGGGACAGUCAGCGAGCUCUGCGCCUCCAGUUUCCAGGCAUUCCUCUGCCCCUCCGUGGCUGCCAAGGCAGUGCCCAGUGACCUGACCCCAGAGGAGUGCCAGGAGCUGGAGAACAUCCGCCGCCGAAAGCAGGAGCUACUGGCUGACAUACAGCGCCUGAAGGAUGAGAUAGCAGAAGUGACGAAUGAGAUCGAGAACCUGGGCUCCACAGAGGAGAGGAAAAACAUGCAGAGGAACAAGCAGGUGGCCAUGGGCAGGAAGAAGUUCAACAUGGAUCCCAAGAAGGGCAUCCAGUUCCUGAUUGAGAACGACCUGCUGAAGAACACGUGCGAGGACAUUGCUCAGUUCCUGUACAAGGGAGAGGGCCUCAACAAGACAGCCAUCGGCGACUACCUGGGCGAGAGGGAUGAGUUCAACAUCCAAGUCCUGCAUGCCUUUGUGGAGCUGCACGAAUUCACUGACCUCAACCUUGUGCAGGCCUUGCGGCAGUUCCUGUGGAGCUUCCGGCUGCCAGGGGAGGCACAGAAGAUUGACCGGAUGAUGGAGGCCUUUGCCCAGCGGUACUGCCAGUGCAACCCUGGUGUCUUCCAGUCCACAGACACCUGUUACGUGCUGUCCUUUGCCAUCAUCAUGCUGAACACAAGCCUGCACAAUCCCAACGUGAAGGACAAGCCCACGGCAGAGCGAUUCAUCGCCAUGAACCGCGGCAUCAAUGACGGGGGGGACCUGCCGGAGGAGCUGCUCCAGAAUCUGUACGAGAGCAUCAAGAAUGAGCCCUUCAAAAUCCCUGAGGAUGAUGGCAAUGACCUCACACACACCUUCUUCAACCCCGACCGGGAGGGCUGGCUCCUGAAGCUCGGAGGCAGGGUGAAGACGUGGAAGCGGCGCUGGUUCAUCCUGACUGACAACUGCCUUUACUACUUCGAGUACACAACGGAUAAGGAGCCCCGUGGCAUCAUCCCCCUGGAGAACCUGAGCAUCCGUGAGGUGGAGGACUCAAAGAAGCCCAACUGCUUUGAGCUCUACAUCCCUGACAACAAGGACCAGGUGAUCAAGGCCUGCAAGACAGAGGCAGAUGGGCGUGUGGUGGAGGGGAACCACACCGUGUAUCGCAUCUCUGCCCCCACGCCUGAGGAGAAGGAGGAGUGGAUCAAGUGCAUCAAGGCAGCCAUCAGCCGGGACCCCUUCUACGAGAUGCUGGCUGCCAGGAAGAAGAAGGUCUCCUCCACCAAGAGGCACUAGCAGCCAGACUGGCCCUGUGAGGCCAGCCCAAGUGACCCCCUGUCAUGGGGGCAUGUGGGCUGGGGGCCACGCUGCAUGCUGGCCCUUGAGGCCCAGGGCCCAGCUUCAGCUUAGCCAUUUCUUUACUGUGGGGGGAGGGAAGGGGCACGGGCAUCUCAGUGACUCUGGCCCCCCAUCACUGCCUCAUCACCAGACAGCGUCUUCACAGGCUCAAGCUGGAACACAGCACCCCUGGGAGCCCUGGCCUCAGCACCACGGGCACCCUCCCUGCCUCGGACCCCCAGGAAGCCUGUGGCCACACGGUACUGGGUCUCCCCAGCACCCGUGUUCAGACGCUCUUGGGGUGUUCCGUCAGGAGGGCGAGCAGCUGCUGGUGUGCCGCUGGCGGUUUUGGGGUGCCACAGGUGCUGGGGUGCAAGGUGUCAGCCCCAGGGGGGCCCUGCAGAGAUACAGCUCCCAGCCCUCGUUGUAGCGGGCUGGGUCUGUCCUAGGUGUCCCCACGCUGCUGCCUUGGACCCUCCCAGCCACCCCCUGCACUGGAAUGGUCCCACAGACACAGGAAGGAUGAAGGGCAGGGACUGUUGACGAGCAGUGGUGCCCCACAGGGCAGAGAUUUGCCCUCACCCAGCUGUGGGAGCUGUGGCUGGGAUUUGGCAGCACUCGGUGGCAUUGCCCCAGCACAUCCUUGUGUCGUGGCCCUCAUGCCAGGGGGGCACGGUGCCCUGGUGGAUCCUGCCUUCGGGAUGGCUGCUGGUGGGGAUCUGGCUGGGUGGGGGCUGUGGCCCCACCUCUCUGCCUCACAAUCGCCUGUGUCAUGUCCUGUCCCCAUCCCCACUCACGGUCUGGCGCCUGGAUCAGUAUUAGUCUAUUUAUCAGAGGUGUAAAUACUCCUGUAUAGUUUUCUCCUUGUAGAUUAUUUUGUAUGUGGGUGGUUCAGUGCAGAGGCCUCACAGGAGUGGGGCGGGUGGGCAGGAUUUUUUAUUCUAACCUUUUUUUUUUUUUUUUUUUUUUUUUUAAUUUGCCAUGGCCUUGUAAACUAGUGCUGAAGAUCAGCAGCAAAUAAAUACUUGCACCACG
Molecule: messenger RNA, 5737 nt
Organism: Taeniopygia guttata (zebra finch)
Lineage: Eukaryota; Metazoa; Chordata; Aves; Passeriformes; Estrildidae
Gene: CYTH1
Product: cytohesin 1
Biological process (GO): regulation of ARF protein signal transduction
Molecular function (GO): guanyl-nucleotide exchange factor activity
Source: RefSeq, a predicted model, not a curated record